Messenger RNA from Moneuplotes crassus, 1823 nucleotides. Lineage: Eukaryota; Ciliophora; Spirotrichea; Euplotida; Euplotidae. The record is from the annotation of a GenBank genome assembly.
CUACAAUGGACGAAUUUGAAGCAGGAACUAAACGCAUGAAAACUGACGUUGAGGAUGAGAAAGCCUACCACAUGCAGAAGAAGAUGACCUCUGAUGACAUCGAGAAACAGAAAAAGAAGCCAAUGGGUGGCAAGAUCAAGAAAGUAAAGAAAAGAGAUGCUAAAGCAGCUGCUAAAUCUAAAGAAAAGGGAGGAGUCAAGACUAAGAAUUACAAAUAUAAGAACGAGAAGGAAGAUGAUGAAGAAAUGAAGGAGAAAAUGGAUGAGCUUAAGAGAUACUAUAACCAACUCAGAGUGAAGAAGGGAGACCUUAAGCCAAAUAAAGAGCAGAGAGACGAACUUGUUGAUAAUUGUCUUAAAAUUAUUGGUAAAGACCAGAGAAAAUACGCAUUUAAGCAUGAUGGAUGCAGAAUUCUUCAGUGUAUGCUCAAGCGUGGAUCUAUGGAGCAGAAGAAGACUAUAAUUGGAUCCAUGAUUAAUAUAUUUGCUGAGCUUCUCACAUACAAAUAUUCAUAUCAUCUUGCUUACAGGAUGGUCGAGUACUGUAAUGAUGAAGAUCAAAAAGAAGAAUUACUCAAAAUUUUGAUGAAUAAGCUAAACACAUACAUCACUCAUAUCUAUGCAUCAGAAGUAGUUGAGCAAAUGUAUAGUCUAAGCGUUCCAAAGAACAAGAAAAGACUCCUACAUGCUUUUUAUGGUAAUCUCUUCUUGAUCCUGCAAGAGAAUAAGUCUAAAAGUAUUAGAGCCUUAGUAAAGGAAAAGCCAAUUGUUAAAGAAGAAAUCUUGAAGAAAUUAGAGAACUUGGCCCAUAAAUUGAUCGACAAGGGACUCACAAGACACACAAUUGUGCAAGCUAUUCUCUACGACUAUAUCUCCAUUGCAUCUGACGAGCAACAAAAUGAAGUUCUCCAGAUGCUUAUGGAAACAUUCCCAGCUUUGCUUUCAUCAAAGCAAGGAUUAAAAGUAGCCUGUGGGUUGUUUUCAAUUGCUUCUUCAAAGGAAAGAAGAACCAUUGUUAAAACGAUAAAGCCUCUGGUAGAAGAGAUGGCUGUGAAUCCUGUUUCUUCCUUAUUCUUACUCUAUAUAUGCUCUUCUCUAGAUGAUACAGUUUUGGGAAAGAAGUCAAUUGUCAACACUCUUGUUAAAAUCUAUGAGGAUAUCCAUGAGGAUAAAAAUGCAAUGGUCCUCUACUCCUGUCUCCUAUCUGGCAUUACAAAUCCAAUCAGAAACGUGAUAACAAAGACCAAAUUAAGAGCAAUGUUCUUAAACUACACAAAGACCACUUCAAAGAAGGAAGAACCAGUGAGGAGGAAGGAAAUUCUGACUAACCUUGUCGAAGAGAUCAGCACACAGAUGGAAAAUGAUCUUGUUGGCGAACUCUGUAACAACAAGCCUUACAUUCUUACUUCCUUGAUCUAUUACUGAAUUGAGCAGAAUGAUUAUGAGGAAUUCCUAAACUCUCUCUACAGAGCGCUUGAGAAGGAGAUUUCUGUGCCAGGAAAUGACAACAAGAUCCCAUUGGUUUCUCAUUCUUCAGUCCACAGAAUCAUUAAAGAGCUGAUGGUGUAUGAUAUCAAUAUGAAGAAGGAGGACCCUGAAAGAGAACUCAACUUCACCACAGCAAUUGCUAACAUUUUAAAGAAGGAUAUCCCCCUCCAUCUUAGGGAAAGAUCUGUCUUCUUAUUAGCAACAAUCGCUCAGAACGAACAGUCCAAACAUCUUUUGACAGAAGAGGACAUUCCUAAGAAGGCAGUCAAGAAAGCAGCAAAGGAAGUUAGGAACAAAACUGGGUUGAAACUUCUCAAAAGAUUUAUGUUUCCUUAA